This is a messenger RNA of Lymnaea stagnalis (great pond snail), 5750 nucleotides long. The record is from the annotation of a GenBank genome assembly. Lineage: Eukaryota; Metazoa; Mollusca; Gastropoda; Lymnaeidae.
AACAAAUCCUUACAAAAAAAAAAUAUAUAUAUAUAUAUAUUAAAAUCAUUGGUUAACAUCUUCUUCUCUUCUUUCUUAUAGCCAUCUCACUCCCAAUGGAGCAUAGGCCAUCCACAAUACUUUUUCCAUCUGUCCCUGUCCUGGGCUAUCUUUGCUAGUUCAGCCCAGCUUGACUUCAUUCUCUUCACCUCUGUCUCUACUCCUUUCUUCCACGUGGCUCUUGGUCUUCCUCUUUUCCUGGUACCUUGAGGAUUUCAGUUCAGGGCCUGUCUUGUGAUGUUAGUGCUUGAUUCCCUUAAUGUUUGCCCUAUCCAUCUCCAUUUCUCAAUUUUCUCUUCUUUUCCACCGGGACACUUGAUGUUCUUUCCCAAAGGACAGUGGUACGAAUUUUGUCAAACCAUCUUAUUUUGAGGAUCCUCCGCAAGCAUCUGUUUAUAAAAACCUUCAUUUUUUUUAUUUUAGUUUUUGUUGUUCUCCAAGUUUCACAGCCAUACAAAAAAGUGUCUUGACAAUUGAGUCAAAUAUUUGUAACUUUGUCUUUGUCAGUAUUUCACUUGGUUAACAUAGGUCAGUGCUAAGAGACUAAAACAUCAAGGAAAUGAUGCAUUAAGUAGCAAGUCUUCCUUGGUUUGACAAAUCUUAAUAAAUAAAUGUAUGUAUUUUAUUCGUAUAUUCCAGUUAUAAUAAACUUUAGGCAUCAGAAUGAUUUUCCUGGUCGUCUUCGCGGUUUUCUGCCUUGGUGCACUGGAGGCUAGGCCGAGUCUUCCUAUUGUAAGUGCUGUUGGAUAGUUGGCAUUAGAGCAGUGGUUCUCAACCUUCCUAAUGCCGCGACCCUUUUUUACAGUUCCUCAUGUUGGGGUGACCCCCAACGAUAAUUUAUUUUCCUUGCUGUUAAUAAAAUAUGUGUUUUCCGAUGGUCUUAGACGACCUCUGUGUAAGAGCCGUUCGACCCCCAAAGGGUCACGACCCAUAUGUUGAGAACCGCUGGCCUAGAGUUUAGAUUAACAAGAAUUUGAAGUUAACAGUCACUUGCCUCGAGGUGAUGCUGACUUUUUACUGGAUAUCAGUUGAGCAGAAUUUUUUUUAUAGAUGAACAAGAAAGGCAAGGAGGUUAUUGCUAUGACAUGAUCUCGGCAUCGCAAGCUUAGCAGUCUCCCAGAUAAUUUAAUUACAAAACUUUAGUAACAUUUUUAAAGAAGCUUAAUUAUAGACCAUUACAUCCUCUCGAACCCUUAGGGAAACAAAACUGUAAUAUUUUAAAUAACAAAGGUGAUUUUUUUUCGUCAGAAUGGACAGUUGAAUAUCUUCAACCCACCAGACAAAAGGGCCAUAAGUCUGGCCGAAUUCAUCUUACAGAAUCCAAAUCUAAAUAUCUUCAACCCACCAGACAAAAGGGCCAUAAGUCUUGCCGAAUUCAUCUUGCAGAACCCAAAUCUAAAUAUCUUCAAUCCACCAGACAAAAGGGCCAUAAGUCUUGCCGAAUUCAUCUUACAAAACCCAAAUCUAAAUAUCUUCAACCCACCAGACAAAAGGGCCAUAAGUCUGGCCGAAUUCAUCUUGCAGAACCCACCUCUCAACGUAUUUAAUCCACCAAACAAACGAGAGGUAAUGAUUACAUAAAAAAGAGAACAUCAUUUUUGUAAGCAAGUGCAACUUAUAUUUUGAAAACGAUGCUCAACAAUAUAUGAAUGAUCAAUGCAUUGAUCGCGUGCCCUCAAAAUAUAGAAGAAGAUGAAAUAUUUUUUUUUAAAGGAAAGUCAACAUAAUUAAGUUUCAUUCUUGUUCACAAUGCUUUGGGCUAGCUUUUCGAACAACAAGACAGUGUUCAGUAUAUUUAGACCACCACAUCAAUUUUUUACACGAAUAUCAAAGGUACCAAGGUAACAAAGAUAUUAUAUGAAUGGUGUUGCUUUAUCACUAUAUUGAAUUUUAAUUUUUUUAUUUUUUUUUAAAAAAAGCUCUUUAUUUUCUCAAGCGGUAAAAUAUAUUUAUUGAAAAAGUUAUUGACAAUAAUUACUCUUUUGAUAAUGCGCUUUUUAAUGCUAAAAAAUGUAUACUUCUACAUCACAUCCGCAGGUUUCAGAAGACGUCCAAGAUAUAGUUCUCACUGAGCCUUUGAAAGAUCUGCUCCUCAACCCUUUGUUUUUUACCAGCAAGAAAAGUGUGCAGCCAGUGUUCAAUUUUAACUGGACCAAAAUUUUAGAAGAACUCCCACUGGUUGUGAGUAGAAAGAGUGAGGCAAGUAAAAGGGGAAUAUUUAAUGGGCAAUAACGUUGAUUUUCCCCCCCAACUUCCACUUUCUUCUUGGCAGAUAUAGAGAGCCCUCUAGGAUUUCAUAUGUGGUUUGGGUAAGAUUUUAAUGCCCCCCAAACUGCCUUAGUCAGCUAAAAAUUUUAAUUCGUGCCUGUAUCGAAGUUCAAAUUAAAUUUUACUGGUACCUAGAUAUAUUUCUGUCUUAUAUACCUAUGAUUCCUUUUUUUUUUUUAAAUAACAGAAGUUUAAACCAAAUUUUGAAAAGCUAAUGGCUAAUGGGAUCUUAAAAACAAAUGACUAACAUAAAAAUACUAGGACUUAUUACAUUUUAUACAUUAUUUCUUUUCUAACAUAUUUCUGCAAAUUAAAAAUUUUUAUUUCUAAUUUUUAAAAAUAUUUGAUUAUUUUGAUUUGUUAGAACUAUUUUAAAUAUGUUUAUGUUAAAAAAAUAUCAUUUAAUUACUACCAAUAUUGUUAAAAUACAUUCGCAUUUUUGUGUUUAGUAAAUGUUUUUAAUUUCUAACUCAACAACUGUUAAGGCUAUGGCCAUUUGUUUCGAAAACUUGUUCGAAUUCUUGGUAUCCUUGAGAUCGUUCGAAAACUACGUCACGCAAAAAAAUGACCUUUUAAGACAACCCUCCCCUUUAGUAAAUGUUUUUAAUUUCUACCUCAACAACUGUUAAGGCUAUGGCCAUUUGUUUCGAAAACUUGUUCGAAUUCUUGGUAUCCUUGAGAUCGUUCGAAAACUACGUCACGCAAAAAAAUGACCUUUUAAGACCCCCCUCCCCCUGUCACAAAGUGUCACGAAUUCUUCAGCCCCCCCCCCCUUUUUUUUAGUGUCACGUCACACCUAAACAAAAAUCAAAACAUACAUAAAGUUUUCAUAACUAAAUUAAGAUUUUAUUUUACUCUUUAACAUUUUCCCAUAAUGGAUUAAGAUUAAAAUUUAGUAUUAUUAGAAUCUGUUACGCGAAACAAUGAAGUAAUCCCCGCGGUGAAUGUAAAAUGGCCAUAACAGGUUUUGCGCCGAAGGUGUGCGCGACUGAGAUUCACAUUACCUAUAAUACCUGAGGCAAUUUCAACCUCAAAUUAAUGUUGUUGUUUUUUUUUUAAUUAAUUGAAUAAAGAUUUUUCAAAAUUACAAAAUUUUAGAUUAAAAAUAAAUAAAUUGUGACGUCACAAAAUUUUGACCCCCUCUCCCCCUAUCACAAAGUGUUACACAUUCUCACCCCUCCCCCCUUUUUCCCCCGUGAGCGUGACGUAAUUUGCGAACGACCCGAAUUUUCACAAGGCGCUCUAUUUGAAGGAAAAAUAAACCUGAGGUAAUUAAUGCAAUUAAUCUAAUUGUAUUUAGUGGAAUGGAUAGGCCUGGCAGCAGCUAUAACUUAGUGGGUUAUUGAUUUAAUCAGGGUCUGCUAGAGGUCACGUGAAAUACAAUUAAAUUUAAAAUUGAAAUACAAAAAUGAAAAUCUAGCAUUAUUUCCUGAGGUAUGGAGUCAUUAUAGAGGCUGCUUCCACUUAUUUCUCCAUGUUCCGCUGCAUGUGCUGCUCCAUGUGCUGUUACAUGUGUUACUCCAUGUUUUGCUCAAUGUGCUGCUCCAUGUGCUGCUCCAUGUGCUGCUCCAUGUGCUGCUCCAUGAGCUGCUCCAUGUGCUGCUCCAUGUGCUGUUCCAUGUGCUGCUCCAUGCGUUGCUCCAUGUGCUGCUCCAUGCGUUGCUCCAUGCGUUGCUCCAUGCGUUGCUCCAUGUGCUGCUCCAUGCGCUGCUCCAUGAGCUGCUAUUUUCGUAGCAGAUUGAGCCCAUUUUGUAAAAUAUGAUGAAAUUACAUUUUUAAUUAUUAUUAUUUUUUUUAUGAAUGUUUCUCCUUGUCAAGUUUAAGCAAACUCAUGUUAAAAUAAUAUUACGAACUAGGCAACGCCAAUCUAAAAGAAUUUCUUCAGGAAAAAAAUCAUUAGAAAUGAUAAAAUAGCCUUUUUAUAAAGAACUUUGAUUCUCCUUUCUAACUUGUUCACGUUUACUUUCUAUACUAAAAAAUAAACACUGCUACCUCCGCAGGUUUCAGGAGACGUCCAAGAUAUAGUUCUCACCGAGCCUUUGAAAGAUCUGCUCCUCAACCCUUUGUUUUUUACCAGCAAGAAAAGUGUGCAGCCAGUGCUUAAUAUUAACUGGACCAAACUUUUAGAAGAACUCCCACUGGUUGUGAGCAGAAAGAGUGAGAAUAUUAAAAAAGCAGUGAUUGAUUGGAAUAGCUUGCCCCAAAUUCCACUUCUUUUGAGCAAGAAAAGUGAAAGGGAUGUAAUUGAUUGGAAAAAUAUCAUUUUGCCCGAACUCCCACUUCUUUUAAGCAAGAAAAGUGAAAGGGAUGUAAUUGAUUGGAAAAAUAUCAUUUUGCCCGAACUCCCACUUCUUUUAAGCAAGAAAAGUGAAAGGGAUGUAAUUGAUUGGAAAAAUAUCAUUUUGCCCGAACUCCCACUUCUUUUAAGCAAGAAAAGCGAAAGGGAUGUAAUUGAUUGGAAAAAUAUCAUUUUGCCCGAACUCCCACUUCUUUUAAGCAAGAAAAGUGAAAGGGAUGUAAUUGAUUGGAAAAAUAUCAUUUUGCCCGAACUCCCACUUCUUUUAAGCAAGAAAAGCGAAAGGGAUGUAAUUGAUUGGAAAAAUAUCAUUUUGCCCGAACUCCCACUUCUUUUAAGCAAGAAAAGCGAAAGGGAUGUAAUUGAUUGGAAAAAUAUCAUUUUGCCCGAACUCCCACUUCUUUUAAGCAAGAAAAGCGAAAGGGAUGUAAUUGAUUGGAAAAAUAUCAUUUUGCCCGAACUCCCACUUCUUUUAAGCAAGAAAAGCGAAAGGGAUGUAAUUGAUUGGAAAAAUAUCAUUUUGCCCGAACUCCCACUUCUUUUAAGCAAGAAAAGUGAAAGGGAUGUAAUUGAUUGGAAAAAUAUCAUUUUGCCCGAACUCCCACUUCUUUUAAGCAAGAAAAGCGAAAGGGAUGUAAUUGAUUGGAAAAAUAUCAUUUUGCCCGAACUCCCACUUCUUUUAAGCAAGAAAAGUGAAAGGGAUGUAAUUGAUUGGAAAAAUAUCAUUUUGCCCCAAUUGGAAGAUAUUUUAAGCAGAAAUAGUGAGGCUUCUAAGAGGUCAAAUGUAGAUUGGGCAAGCCUUUUAUUGCCCCAAACUGCGCUAGUCAGCUAAAGAAAGAAUUGCGUAAAAAGGCAUUCUGUAACGAAGUUAAAAUAUUUCGUUGAACCUAAAUACGUUUAUUUUUUUUUUUUAAAUUAUUGAUGUUUUUAUUUAAGUUAUACUGUAUCAUUUAAGAUGAUUAUUUUAUUUAAAACACUUCUAAAAUGUUACAUUGCUAUUUUUGGCUUCAUUUCUUUUUAAUUGUGAUACAAAUGGAACAUAUUUUCUUAGAAAUUUUUAUUAUGUUUUUCUUUGUUCGUUUUUCUUUUAAGUUGUUGUAGAGACGCAGAUACUUGUGUAUCUAAAUAAAGAUUUAAUAUAACUAAU